Galleria mellonella (greater wax moth) is the source of this 2814-nucleotide messenger RNA. RefSeq names its product protein vav (gene Vav). The record is from RefSeq and is a predicted model, not a curated record. The transcript is spliced from 15 exons. NCBI's taxonomy places the organism in Eukaryota, Metazoa, Arthropoda, Insecta, Lepidoptera, Pyralidae. Gene Ontology annotation, biological process: regulation of GTPase activity; cell migration. Gene Ontology annotation, cellular component: cytoplasm. Bases 184 to 2679 code for a protein of 831 amino acids. Gene Ontology annotation, molecular function: guanyl-nucleotide exchange factor activity; protein binding.
UUUUAUAUGACAACACACGCCAGUUGUCAUAGAAUUCUUGUUCUGGUUUUUGUCUCUGUGUUUUCCGUAUCAAUUUGUAUGUCAAUUAUCAAUUAACCCCUGUUUAAUGAUGGCUUGUUGAUUAUUAAAAAGCUGUGGUUAGUACUGAUGCUAUCGAUGUGCACUGCGGAGCUUGUUUAAAACAUGGCUACGGGUGGCGAAGAUCUGUGGCGCGAGUGCGCAUCUUGGUUGACGAGAUGUGGCUUGCUGCAUCCCGACCAUAAGGCAAACUGGGAAAAGAGCACUAUCCAUGAUUUGGCAUACACCCUACGAGAUGGAGUGUUGCUGUGCAAUUUGCUGAAUGUACUUCAUCCCGGCUGUAUUGACAUGAAGGAUGUGAACCAACGACCUCAGAUGGCACAGUUCCUGUGCAUGCGUAAUAUCAAAGUGUUCCUGCGAACAUGUCACGAGGUGUUUGAGCUGCGCGAGACUGAUCUCUUUGAUCCGUCCAUGCUGUUUGACCUCUCCAACUUCCACCGUGUGCUGUGCACUCUGGCCAAACUCAGCCAGUGUCAUAAGGCACUAAGCAGAAAUAUCAAGCCGUUUUCAGCACACAGAACUCAAUCAGAAGAGGAUAUCUACAAGGAUUUGCAGUCUGUUAGCGCUGGAGUGUCCCUCGAAGCGCCUGCAUACAACAUGAACGAAAGCCCGGAGCACCCGGCCCAGGCCGAGGUCCCCUGGGUGCAGUUCACGAUACCGAGCGCGACCUGCGAGGACCGGGUCGAGGAGAUAUACGAGGACCUCUGCUAUGUCAAGUUCACGUCGGCCAUGCCUGAGCUCGCGACAUCGUCGCACAGUCUAGAGAAACGGGACUAUGUUAUAAGGGAAUUGGUGGAUACGGAAUGCAACUAUGUGGACGUGUUGAGCAAAAUUAUAAAGCACUUCUUGAGACCGCUCACACCGUACUUGAAGCCGCAGGAUCUACAAUACAUAUUCUUCGGCAUAAAGGAGCUGCACGAGAUCCACUCGGGGCUGCUGCGGCAGCUGAAGCUGGCGACGGAGGCGUGCGUGCCGGGCAGCGGGGCGCCGCGGCUGGCGGACGUGUUCCUGGCGUGGCGCGAGCGGCUGCUGCUGUACGGCGACUACUGCUCCAACCUCACGCAGGCGCAGGACACGCUCAAGGCGCUCGACGCCAGGGACUCCACCUUCAGCAAGCAGCUCGAGAAAUGUCAAAAGGAGCACAGCGACGGCCGGAUACAGCUGCGCGACAUACUGUCGGUGCCGAUGCAAAGAGUGCUCAAGUACCACCUGCUGCUCGACAAGCUAGUACAUGAAACGCAGCCGAAUCACGAGGAAUUCCGCGGCCUGGAGCGCGCCAAGGAGGCGAUGGUGGAUGUAGCACAGUACAUCAACGAGGUCAAGCGGGACAGCGAGGUGCUCGCUCUGCUCACCAAAGUACAGGAGAGCAUAAUCGAUUGGGAGGGCGGAGCGCUGGGUGCGGGUGGCGCUGGCUUAGCGGCAUACGGGCGGCUUCUACUCGACGGGGAGCUCAAGGUGAAAGCUCACGAGGACCAGAAGCUGCGCUCCAGAUACGUGUUCGUCUUCGACAAGCUCAUGCUUCUAUGUAAACCAGUCAAGGACAACCAGUACUCGUACCGCGUGGGCGUGCGGCUGGCCGAGUACCGCGUGGAGGAGGGCUGCGGCCGGCGCGGCGGCACGCGCGGCGAGGGCCGCUGGGCCGCGCACUUCUACCUCGUGCGCCGCACCAAGGACGCCACCUUCACGCUGUACGCGCGCUCCGACGACUGCAAGCGCAAGUGGGUCAAGGCCAUCCGCGACGCCAUAGACAAUUUAGAACCGUCAGGAUGUCGAAGUACGAACCACAAGUUCGUCCUGCACACGUUCGAGAAGCCGGCCACGUGUCAUCAUUGCUCCAAGUUCCUCAAGGGUAGAAUAUUUCAGGGCUACUUGUGCACGGUGUGCAACGCGUGCGCGCACAAGGAAUGCAUCGCACUUUCGGGGCGCUGCGGCGGCGGCGCGCCGUGCGUGGGCGUGGCGCCGGCGCCGGCGGGCGGCGGCGGCGGCGGCGGCGGCGGCGGCGGCGGCGCGGGCGGCGGCGACCAGGCGCUGCACUACUACAUGUGGUACGUGGGCGAGAUGGGCCGCGAGACGGCCACGGCGCGCCUCGAGCGGCGGCUGGACGGCACCUUCCUGCUGCGCGUGCGGCCGCAGCCCGCGCACCACCCCCACCACCCACACCACCCGCACCACCCCGACAACGACACCCACUACGCGCUCUCGCUCAAAACGGACAACACAGUGAAACACAUGCGCGUGUGCCGCAAGCCCAUCGACCAGGUGCCGCACUACUACCUCUCGGAGUCGCGAUUCUUCCGAAGCAUCGUCGAGCUCGUCUCCUACUACGAGAAGACGAGCCUCUCGGAGAAUUUCAUAGGACUGAACUCAAACCUGCGCUGGCCAUUCCGGCGUGUGGUAGCGACAGUGAUUCACGACUUCCGUCCGCUGGAAUCGUCGCAGCUGGCGCUGCGGCCCGGCGCCAAGGUGCUCGUGCUCAGCAAGGAGGGCGAUGGCCGCGGCUGGUGGAAGGGCAGGACCCUCGACAAGGGAGACAAUCGCUCGGGCUAUUUCCCGAAGGAAUGCGUACGGGAGGAGCCCGAGUGCAUCGGCGCGCUGGACUGAUGUCAGCUGUGCCUCGCCGAGCGCGAGCUGCACUUCGCCACGCCGCCGCCGCUGCCGCAGGCGACGCGAGCGCCCCCGCACGACGACAAUUCGCCCGGAGACCUCGUCUGAGGACUUCACACAGAAAUAGGUCUA